AUGCCAACUCUUACUAAUACAGAACCAGACUCUUAUGAUAUUGACUACUUUUAUGGCAAAUACAAGGAUCGUUUUGGUGUUGGCAUGUCCGAACUAAAAGAGGAAUCCUUACGUGUUCUUCCUUUAGGAGUCCAACCAACAGCCUGUGAAGUCAAUAAUCUGAAAAAACAACAUUAUUUUAAA
Molecule: messenger RNA, 183 nt
Organism: Scutellospora calospora
Lineage: Eukaryota; Fungi; Glomeromycota; Glomeromycetes; Diversisporales; Gigasporaceae
Source: the annotation of a GenBank genome assembly